CCCAAAAUAAACACCCGCAAAAUGAUCUCAAUUUGCAAUUCUUACUCUCCACUCCACCACCAUCACGGCCGCCGGCGAAAAUGGCGUCGAAAUUGGGUUUCACCAUAACGUCUUCUCGGUUCUUCACUGCUCCUAUUCGAAGACCAUCUGUUGGGCCAUCGUUAUCUGGCUCUUAUCGGUUCGCUGCCUCGAAGGUUCAGUCAAUUCAGUUGAUCGGAAAAGCGUUUUCUGGUCGAGGGAGAUUGAUUAUUAUUUCUCCGAAGGCGACCACUGAUCAGCCAGGUCCAGUUAAAGAAGAUGAAGUUGUUGAUAGCAACAUAAUGCCUUAUUGCAGCUUAGAUAAACAACAGAAGAAGACACUAGGAGAAAUGGAACAAGAAUUUCUACAAGCAUUACAAUCAUUCUAUUAUGAAGGAAAAGCUAUCAUGUCAAAUGAAGAAUUUGAUAACCUCAAGGAAGAACUUAUGUGGGAAGGAAGCAGUGUUGUAAUGCUAAGCUCUGAUGAACAGAAGUUUUUAGAGGCCUCGAUGGCUUAUGUAUCUGGUAACCCGAUAAUGAGUGAUAAAGAGUAUGACCAAUUGAAGAUGCAAUUAAAGAAAGAUGGAAGUGACAUAGUGGCUGAGGGUCCACGCUGCAGUCUUCGUAGUAGGAAGGUUUACAGCGAUCUGACUGUUGAUUAUCUCAAAAUGUUCCUCAUAAAUGUCCCAGCUGCUGUUGUUGCAUUAGGAUUGUUCUUCUUCCUGGAUGACAUUACUGGGUUCGAAAUCACAUACCUUUUGGAGCUUCCAGAGCCAUUUAGUUUCAUCUUCACCUGGUUCGCGGCUCUGCCCUUCAUAUUAUGGUUAUCCUUUUCACUUACCAGAGUCAUUGUGAAAGACUUUUUGAUAUUGAAGGGCCUUUGUCCAAACUGUGGUACAGAAAAUACUUCAUUCUUCGGAACCAUUUUGUCCGUUUCCAGUGGGGGUACCACCAAUAAUGUCAAAUGCACCAACUGUCAAACCCCACUAGUGUUUGAUCAAGAUACUCGUUUGAUAACAUUGCCAGAAGGAAGUGAAGCUUGAGUUGUGGACUGGAAAAUCUUACCGGUAAGAGACAAAGCAAGGACAUGGAAUCUUAUUGGGUAACAUUCUCGCCCAUCAAAGUGGAUAGUUGGUAAACGCCUUUUACCGGUAAGCGCUUACCCAUUAAGCAUUUGGUAAACGGCGUCUAAGACAAGCUUUGUUGCAUUUUUCCCGUUAAAAGUUUGAAUACUUUUAUCAAACUACAACCCAAGUGCAACACUGCAGGAGGGAUUCAGUGUGAAAUUAUCAACCAUGACCGGAGCUAUAUUUGAAGAAAGAUGCUAAUGUAAAUUGUACGUAGGGUUUUUUCCCGAUAGGGGAGAGGAGACGGGUUUAAGCGCUUGUUUAGAUAGUGUUGCAUAAGUGCGCAUUUGCAUUCGAUCGUAUUCGAUGUAUGUUCAUGUGUAUAACAUGAUACCAUGGAUUAUGUAUGUUCAUAUAUGUAUAUUUAACAUUGGGUGCAUGCUCUCUUCAUACAAGGCAAA
This is a messenger RNA of Cynara cardunculus var. scolymus (artichoke), 1546 nucleotides long. Its product is annotated as PGR5-like protein 1A, chloroplastic. Gene Ontology annotation, cellular component: chloroplast thylakoid membrane. Gene Ontology annotation, molecular function: oxidoreductase activity, acting on iron-sulfur proteins as donors. The record is from RefSeq and is a predicted model, not a curated record. The coding region runs from base 81 to 1061 and encodes 326 amino acids. NCBI's taxonomy places the organism in Eukaryota, Viridiplantae, Streptophyta, Magnoliopsida, Asterales, Asteraceae. Gene Ontology annotation, biological process: photosynthetic electron transport in photosystem I. The transcript is spliced from 11 exons.